Oldenlandia corymbosa var. corymbosa is the source of this 2494-nucleotide messenger RNA. The record is from the annotation of a GenBank genome assembly. NCBI's taxonomy places the organism in Eukaryota, Viridiplantae, Streptophyta, Magnoliopsida, Gentianales, Rubiaceae.
AAUCACUCCAUAGUCCAUACCCAAAAAAUUACGAUUCAUUCACAUUUUUCAUCCCAUUCUGCAUCGAUAAAUCCACCACAUUUCACUACUUUAUAUGCAUACUAAGCUAAGAAACUGGCUGUUUUUGUGCUGAGAAGAUGAGUUGGAUCUCACGUUUUUAACACUCCACUUCGAGAGGCCUAACGUACGCACACAAAAGAUAGGGAGUGUCAACUAAGGCCAUGAGAACAAGUAACACAUCAAUGGCCCCUAAACACACAUUUUUCUUCUCAAUAAUUGCUCUAUUUCUUUCCGGCCUACAAACAAUAAUAUUCGGUUCAAGUUUGGUAACACCAACGCUGCCACCCCUUCCGAUUCUUCCGCUACCUUCAUAUUCCCAACUCAAAUGGCAACAGAGGGAAAUCAUCAUGUUUUUCCACUUCGGCGUCAACACUUUCACCGACUCAGAAUGGGGGACGGGCCAGGAAAACCCUGCCAUAUUCAACCCGACGGGCUUAAACGCGGCCCAGUGGGUCGACACCGCAAUCCAGGCCGGUGUUUCGCUGGUCAUACUCACGGUUAAACACCACGAUGGCUUCUGCUUAUGGCCUUCCAAAUACACCGAUCAUUCCGUCGUCGGAAGCCCUUGGAAGAACGGCCACGGCGACGUCGUUAAAGAGCUCGUCGACGCGGCGAACUCCCGGAAUGUCGACGUGGGAUUGUACCUUUCUCCGUGGGAUCGCCAUGAUCCGAGAUACGGAGCAGAUAAACUCUACAACGAAUACUAUUUGGCUCAGUUACAAGAACUACUCAAAAAUUAUGGAAGUGUACAGGAGAUAUGGUUUGAUGGAGCAAAAGGAGCGAAUGCAAAGAACAUGACCUACUACUUUGAUGAUUGGUUUUCGAUGGUGAAGGAAUUACAGAGCUCCAUUAACAUAUUCUCCGACGCCGGUCCGGGAGUAAGGUGGGUUGGAAACGAGCAAGGAUUUGCAGGAAGUACGUGCUGGUCCACCAUCAAUCAGACCGAUUUAUCAAUCGGCAAUGCCAGCAUUGUUAAUUAUCUCAACACGGGCGAUCCAAGGGGUACGAAUUGGAUCCCACCCGAAUGCGACGUCUCAAUUAGAGAAGGUUGGUUUUGGCACAAAUCGGAAUCCCCCAAGAAUCUUACCCACCUCCUCCACAUUUACUACAAUUCCGUCGGCCGUAAUUGCGUUUUACUCCUCAACGUCCCUCCCAACACCACCGGCUUAAUCUCCGAAACUGACGUCCACCGCCUCAAAGAGUUUCGGGCCGCAUUGGACGGGAUCUUUUCCACUAAUUUGGCUGAAAAUUGCUCCGUUUUAGCCAGCAGCCAACGAGGUGGUAAAGGCGGCAGUUUUGGCCCAGAAAACGUCGUGGACAGUGACCAUUUGUGGACCUACUGGGCCCCGCGAGAUGACAACACCCAACAUCACUGGAUCGAGUUCAGGCCAACUUCAGAUGGUGGAAGGCUGAGAUUCAAUGUGGUCCGAAUCCAAGAAGCAAUUGGGCUGGGGCAGAGGAUACACCGUCACGAAAUCUACGCGGACGGGAAGAUUAUCGCAAAUGGAACUACAGUUGGACACAAGAAGCUUCACAGGCUCGAAAACGGAGUUGUGGAGGCUACUAGGGUGACCAUAAAGAUCACAGGGUCACGGGCAACACCUUUGAUUUCUUCUGUGGGCCUGCAUUUGGAUUCCUUUUGGAACCCACAUUCCGUUUGAUGACUCUCCAUUUGUUCUUUGGACAAGAGAGGUUUCAGUUUCUCGUGAUUUAAGCCAGUUAAAGAAGCAAAAAUCAAUACAAGAAAUGCAUGGUUUGCAUUGCAUCAUUUUGCAUAUCCUCUCCUUCUAAACAGCAUCAAUCAAUUAACUUUAACUAUAUAUAUGCACUUCCAUUGCGCUAAAUGUUGCUAAAUAUAUACAUACACAACUCGCACGUUAGGACUUUUGAGUAGAAUUCUUAGUGAUCCAUACAAGAAGUUUCGAUUUCACAGUAAAGUUGAACAAACACCUAAGGUUGUAUAAAUCAUAUGGAUCUUCAAUCUUUGUACAAAGUGGACUGUCGAGGUACAUGUGAAAGAAUUGCAUAAUGCUCCUUACCUGAAGUCUUGCGUAUCUAUUUGACUUUAUAUCUAUUGGAAGCAGUCAGAUUAAGGCCUCCAUCAAGGUGAAGAGUUAGCAUGGUUUUGUAUUUAAUUGAUUUCUGUUCCUCACUCAACUCCAAUAUGAAACUUCCCAACAAGACAGCUGAAAAAGUUUUCAUCUGCCUGUAUGCAAACUCCUUUCCAAGACAAAUCCUCGGUCCUGCCUGCAUUAGUUAAUGAUAAUGACACUUAUGAGCUCGCUUAACAACUUGAUACAUAAAGAAUACCCUAAAUGCUGACUACAGAAUGGAAACAUUUGACACAAUUUAUGAUUAGAUUUUUAGAGUUUGGAACGUGCUUCUAUCCUGUAGAUUUGAUUGUCUGUAUACCUGGAAAGCUGGGAACUUGAAA